Molecule: messenger RNA, 942 nt
Organism: Hypoxylon trugodes
Lineage: Eukaryota; Fungi; Ascomycota; Sordariomycetes; Xylariales; Hypoxylaceae
Exons: 2
Coding region: 371-808 (145 amino acids)
Source: RefSeq, a predicted model, not a curated record
UAUUUUAUAAAGAGUUGAAGUUGGAAAGUUAUUAGUCGUAGGGAUGUUGGUGGAAGCACCUUAUGUACCUAGGUAUUGUUUAGGUUGGGGCGCUUAUAGAGUAGCAAACUUCCGUGAGGGUCAGACACGGAAGGCCAAUUGGGCAAGCGGUGGAGCAAGGAUGCGUCAAUGGGAUCCUCAUGACGCUGGCGUCUUGAAGUUGAACAAGCAGGUAUAGUUGUUUUACCUAACCCCGAAAAUCUAUCCCGAGGCGCAUUGACAUAACCGCUCGACUUGUCUAGAUAAUGGAAAACCUCGUAAGGGCCGGAGGGAACGCCCUCCAGCUGCAGGGCAGACGCAUCUCGAUAACUACGAAAAAUUCGUAUUUAUCAUGGCCAUCACAGUGGCUCAUGAAUUGAUGCACUUCUUUACUGGUUUCCUAACUGGAUACGAUUAUUCCAUGACUCCGGAACAAGUUAGUUAUCUGCCAUCAUUUUACAAUCGCGAAGCUCGUGAUGGAAGAAUGGUUGGUGAAUCUGGGCGAGCAUGGGAAGGGAAUGUAUUAGGAGGCGUAGUAGAGGCGAUGGAGGAGUUAUCACAGCCUGCUGACCAGGCAGGUGUCCUAUGGGUCAUUGACGGCCAGAGGAUUGGCGCGCCAAUUGGAUAUCACAUGCAUGAAACGCAACCUGGAAUUAAACUUCGACUUUCCUUUGCGAACCGUCGGUCGUGCUGCCCCAAUGUUCGAUUUAGAGCGAAGGAUCCGGACCAUGAAGAGUGUACGUAUAUCAACGCUUCGUCCAAGAGGUCUUAUAGCCGACCCUGCUCGUGAGAAUACCUCAGUUAUCAGUUGCGGCCGUCUGCGAAUGUAUAAGCAAAUGCCUUCGCACUCAGUUCGGAAUCGGGAGCUGCAGAUUAUCGAACGUCUACUUAGACAACCAAGGUAUCUUUUUGCUGCCGCAUAAG